Messenger RNA from Fusarium venenatum, 408 nucleotides. Its product is annotated as ubiquinol-cytochrome C reductase hinge protein-domain-containing protein. NCBI's taxonomy places the organism in Eukaryota, Fungi, Ascomycota, Sordariomycetes, Hypocreales, Nectriaceae. Gene Ontology annotation, biological process: mitochondrial electron transport, ubiquinol to cytochrome c. The record is from RefSeq and is a predicted model, not a curated record.
AUGGGUAUCUGGGACGCUUUCACCGAUAUUGUCGAGGCUGUGACGCCAUGGAGCGUUGUUGAGGCCGAGGCUCCUGCUGAGGAGCCCCAGGAGGAGAACGAGUCCAAGACCGAGGAGUCCAAGGACGAGCCUGAGGAGGAGGAGGAGGAUGAGGAAGAGGAGGAAGAGGAGGAAGAGGACGAGGAGGAUGAGGAGGAACCUGUCGACCCCAAGGAGACCCUCGAGGAAGAGUGCAAGAACGCUCCCCAAUGUGCCCCCGCCAAGCACCACUUCGACGAGUGCGUUGAGCGUGUUCAGCAGCAGGAGAGCGAGGGUGGCGCCAAGGAGGACUGUGUCGAAGAGUUCUUCCACCUCGCCCACUGUGCGACCGCUUGCGCCGCUCCCAAGCUCUGGGCUCAGCUCAAGUAA